Messenger RNA from Thyridium curvatum, 2130 nucleotides. RefSeq lists its product as uncharacterized. The transcript has 2 exons. Gene Ontology annotation, molecular function: beta-glucosidase activity. Bases 1 to 2130 code for a protein of 709 amino acids. Gene Ontology annotation, cellular component: extracellular region; cell surface. The record is from RefSeq and is a predicted model, not a curated record. Gene Ontology annotation, biological process: glucan catabolic process. Lineage: Eukaryota; Fungi; Ascomycota; Sordariomycetes; Thyridiales; Thyridiaceae.
AUGGCGCCGCGGGAGAGUGCUCGGCCGUCGCAGCGGCAUCGGGAGUCAGGAACCAGAAAACACCAGCAUCGGAAACGCAGUUCAACGGCCCGGAGAGCUGCAUCAUCCUCGGAGGGGGCGAAAUCGGGCGGCAGCGCGCACACACUCUCGGCUGAUGCUCUUGCUCAGCUGAACGCACAGAAUGCGCGGCCGUCUGCUUCUCGGCCCAGAGACCGGGACCGCGACAGGGAGAGGCAGAGAGAAAGGGAGCGACGACGCACUCAGGACGCAGAACGCGACAGAGACCGAGACCGAGACCGGAGGAGAGACGCCAGACGGACAAAAGUAUCCCGCGAUGACUACCGCGAGGUCGAGAGGGUAGUAGUCGAGAAGCCCAGGAGACAUCACAAGAGUAAGAAGAGGAGAGUGGUGAGCGGAGCAAUGGUCGAAGAAGGGAGGGGACGGGAACUUCGAGGCAUCCGCGGCGGCGGCGCAAGUUGGGAUAGCCUCGAAAAAGAGGGCAUCUAUGAGACGCCACCAAGCAGGUGGAAGAACAAACGGCUAUGGAUAAUCAUCGGGGUGGUGAGCGUCGUUUUACUGGUUAUCAUCAUCGUCGCCGUUGUCGUCAGUCAAAAGAAGUCCAAUGAUUCCAGUUCCAACUCCGGUAGCUCUGAUAUCGGAAAGGUGUCACCGAGCAGUAUUCCCGCGGAUGCUCCCGCCUGGCUGAAUCCGUUCAAGUGGAAAGAUACGACAGGCUUCAAUCUCACCUAUACCGAUCAGCUCGUCGGCAAUCUUCCGGUUAUGGGUCUCUUUACACAAUGGGACGACUCCAAGGCUCCCAACAGCCGCGUGCCCCCUAUCAACAAGCCGUGGGGUUCGUACGCCACCACUCCAGCCCGGGGUGUGAAUGUUGGGGGCUGGCUAUCACUGGAACCGUUCAUCACGCCUUCAUUAUUCAACUACGACUUGAAGCUCGGCAUCAUUGACGAGUGGACCCUGUGUAAACAUCUCGGUGAUCAAUGCGCCGAUAAGCUUGAACAGCAUUAUGCGACUUUUGUCACCGAGAAGACGUUCGCCGACAUAGCGAAUGCUGGACUCGAUCACGUCCGCAUCCCCUAUUCGUACUGGGCCGUGGAAGUGUAUGAAGGAGAUCCGUAUCUGUUCAGGACUUCUUGGAGGUAUCUCCUUCGAGGCAUCGAAUGGGCGAGGAAAUACGGGCUGCGCAUUAACCUGGAUCUGCACGGCCUUCCGGGCAGUCAAAAUGGCUGGAAUCACAGCGGCAAACAGGGCGCCAUCGGGUGGAUGAACGGGACCGAUGGUGCGCUGAACGUGAAGAGGUCGGUCGAGAUUCAUGACCGCCUCUCCCAGUUCUUCGCGCAGGACCGUUACAAGAACAUCAUCACCCACUAUGGCUUGGCCAAUGAGCCGCGAAUGACCUUCUUGCCUGUGUCGGAAGUCAUGAGCUGGACUCAAGAUGUUGCUAGCAUGGUUCGGAAGAAUGGUAUCAAGGAUGCCAUUGUCGUUUUUGGCGACGGCUUCAUGGGGCUUGGCAAGUGGAAAGGUCAGCCCAACAACAACAACCUGGCGCUCGACGUACACCAGUAUGUCAUUUUCAACACGAAUCAGAUCGUAUACACGCACGCCGACAAGAUCAAGUACGCGUGCUCUGGCUGGACGCAGCAAACCGAGCAGAGCAUGAACACAGCCACGGGCUUCGGGCCUACCUUGGUGGCGGAGUGGUCCCAGGCAGACACGGACUGCCGGCCCAUGCUCACCAACGUGGGACAGGGCAAUCGCUGGACCGGAACGUACGACAUUGGGGACCCCAGCCUGAACGUAUUGACGCCGCGCUGCCCGACCAAGAACUCGCAGUGUUCGUGUGACCAGGCCAACGGCGACGCCAGCCGGUACGGCAAUUCGUACAAGAAGUUCCUCAAGAUGUUUGCCGAGGCGCAGAUGUACUCCUUCGAGAAGGGCUGGGGCUGGUUCUACUGGACAUGGGACACGGAGUCUAGCACCGGCGGCUCGGCGCAGUGGUCCUACAAGCAAGGCAUGGCGGCUGGCAUCUUGCCUACGAAGGCCUGGGAGAGGGAUUUCAAUUGCGAUCUGAGCCAGAUUCCGGACUUUGGGGAUUUGCCAGAGACGUACUGA